AUGGCAGACAGUAGGAAGAAAAGACCGAAACAAGGUGAACCCUUUGAAGUUGUCAACAGAGACUUGAGGGCUCCUGAAGGACAACGUGAAGUCCAGACGACUGGUGUUGACGAUGGAUGCCUGAAGGCUCCUAAUGGACAACAUAAAGAUGGGAAAUCAUCAACUUCACAGCAUUUACAAACUGUGAUCAAUAUUGGUGAGAUUUCCAACCAGGUGUUCCAAAAAUCUUCAAGCGUUGAAAAUGUCCAGAUGACCUUCAACUUUGACCAUGCAGAAAAUUUGGUAUUUGGUGAGGGAGGCAGUAUUAUCAAUGCUGGAGAUAGAAGAAAUGUGGAUAUAUCUAAGCAAAUCUGCUUGAUAGACCAAACAAAAGCUUGGAUCGAGGAUCAAAGAGCAAAGCAUCCCUAUGUACCAACAAAAGCCAUCAGAGUUGCCAAAGAGAAAAUUUUAAAGAACAAAUUCUUGAUUGUUCGAGGAAAUUCUGGGGAUGGCAAAACACGUUUAGCUGUAGAACUAUUGCACUGGUUGAUGGACAGACAUGACAUGGCUAUCAGGCAAAGUCAGGAAACAAGUCAUUCACUGAAAGAACCUGUUUCUCUCACAAACUUGAUGACAUGGGAUACCACAGUAACACCAAAUUCACGCUUAGCCAUAUUGUUUGAUGAUAUGUUUGGCUAUGGAUGUGACGUUCAGAAAGAGAUAGACUGGUGGAAAAAACGUGAAAGUUUUGUUCUACCUUGUUUACAGGGGGAAAUGCAUGAGAAAGGAAAUUGUUUGAUUAUUACCAUGAGAAAUGACAUUUAUAAUGAACACAGGUCUAUUUUUGAUAGACAGGGUUUAUUUUCUCCAGACAAGAUUAUUGAUCUGAGCUCUCCUGAAUUUUUAUUAGAGGAUGAGAAAAGAAGUAUUUUACAAAUGUACACAACCACACUGAGAAACUUUCAACAGUUUUCUGAAGUGGAAAUUGCUGAAAUUUUAAGAACUUCCCCAGGGAUUGGAUUUCCUGAGUGCUGUAGGGUUUUUGCUUCUACUUCUGAAUUGCACAUAGAAAGGGUAAACUUUUUCAGACAUCCAUUAAAGUAUAUGAGAGACAUAAUCAAAGGAAAGUUUCAUGAAGAGCAACAAAAAGCACUCCUAUAUCUUUUCCUGUCUCACGGACAAGCACCUGUUAGACAACUUGAUGUUGAAAAUGAAAACAUUGAUAAAUUAACUGUAGAAAAAGUUUUCAGUAUGUCAAUGUCUGAAAAAAAUCAGGUAAGCUUAAAUGGUGAUCUUAGUUCAAAACUGAGGUGUAUUAAGAAAGGGUUAGAAUCUUUGUGCGGUUCCUUUGUAAGGAAAGAGAAAGGUGUGUUUUAUUUCUUUCAUGAUUCGAUACAUGAUGCAGUAGCCAUACUGUAUGGAGAGCUAACACCACAGGGUUUCUUGAAGAAUUGUAACUGUGAAUAUUUACGCUACAUUGUGACACCAAAAUGUAAGGAAACAUCAUGUAAGAUCAUUGUGGAUGAAGACAUUUAUGAAUUUGUUUAUCAACGAAUAUUUGAAGAGCUGAAGUUGAGAGACUGUACAAAGUACAGUGUUAUAGCCUCACUAAUACCCUGGAAUGAUUCACAGUUUGUAUCAGGAUUUUUUGAUUGGAUCCAUGAACAAGUUGAUGUGCCAGAAGAUUUCCGUUUUCGUCGGAAAUUAGGAAACAUAAUGAUUGAAGACUGUGAAAGUGUGUUUGAUGAGGAAAUGAAUGAAGAUGAAAGAGGCAGUUUCUUUGUUGUAGUGGCCAAAGUAAACUCUUACUGUUUAUUGAAACAACUAAUUGACAGAGGUCUUGCCUCAGCUCAACAACUGAAGGAAGCUUUAGACCAAGCACUUAGGUCAGGAAGUGAAGAAUGUGUUUCUCUUUUGUUAGAAACUGGUGUGACCCCUGAUUCCAGGUCUUGCUUCUCUGCAGUAGAAGGAGGCAAAAUAACCCUGCUAAGCAGAUUAGAACACUAUGGAAUUAUUGCAACAUCCAGGGCAAAAAUAUCAAGAUCAGGUUAUCUGUUAGAAGACGUUAAUUUGCUUCACGAGGCCUGUCUGUUCCAGCAUGAUGAAAUUGUUGAUUACUUGCUGGAGAAAUAUCCAUCUCUGAUACACGAAGAUGGCAGGCACAGUUACAGCAGUCUCCAUUUCAUUGCAAGGACAGGAAACACAUCACUUUACAAGCAAGUGGAACCACUCAUGUUGAAGGGUUUCACUGGACCAGAAUGCCAAUACAUUGAAUCUCUCCUAGAUAUUGAAGGUAAAACGUUGCUCCAUGCUGCUUGUGCCUCUGGUAACUUGGGACUGUGUGAACACUUAUGCGAAAAAUAUUCAUCACUUUUGUCAAAGAUGGACAAGUAUGAUCGUCAUUGUCUGCAUUUUGCUGCCAUGUCUGGAAAUUUGGAAUGCUUCAAAUAUAUAGCAGCAUUGACCCUGAGGGGCAAGACACAGGGAGAAUGUCAAAGUUUCCUGGUGGCACUGGUUGAUGACAGAUACCAGAGGACGGUGUUACACUGGGCAAGUGAGUCUGGCUGUAGAGAUUUGUGUACUUACAUAUGUCACAAACACCCCUACUUGUUAUCUCAGAGGGACAAAAAUGGACUCCAUAGUCUUCACUUUGCAGCUGUGGCGUCUGAUUUACCCUGUUUUGAAGCAUUAGCCAAAUGUGUUCUGCAAGGUCAGACAGAAGGAGAGAGUCAACAUUACAUGGCGAAUUUGAUGACCAAUGACUGGCGAACAGUCCUACACGUUGCUUGUCAGUCUGGUAAUCAGGAUCUGUCUAAAUACCUCUGUAUUACUUAUCCAUCCCUGCUGUCUCUGAGAGACAAAAAUGGCCGCCACUGUCUACACUACACAACUGAGGCUGGUAAUCUAGAAUUUUACAAAUAUAUAGAAUCUUUGGUUCUUGCAGGUAUGAGUCACUCGGAGCGUGAAUUAUUCAUGGAGAAUGUCACAAGUCUUUAUAACGGUACAGUUUUACAUAGAGCUUGCUGGUUUGGCAGCAAAGCUAUUUGUAUGUAUUUGUGUGCACAGUACCCAUCUCUUUUAUCCAUUAAAGAUAAAUUUGGCAUGCACUGUAUCCAUUAUACAGCUCUGUCAUGGAAUCUGGACUGCUACAAAGCUAUUGAGGCUCGAGUCGUAUGUGAAGAGUCGGCUAAAGGAAACCCAAACUACAUGGAAAGCUUAUUGACAGAUCGUGGGGUGUCUGUCAUAGAUUUGGUCAAAGGAGACGUAGAGGACUACAAAAAAGACUUGCACGAUUAUGUGAUGAGUGCAGCCAAGCUAGUCUCGUUGUCUAACCGCAGUAGGAGCUGUAGUCCAUCUAGUAUAAGAACAAGAAGAAUCUCAUCGCAAUGCUCUUCGUAGAUUCAAAGACACUUAAAAUGAGUUUUUUGUCGUUGAAAAAAACUGUGAUAGCUCAGUUGGUAGAGCAUCAAAGUUUGCAACUUCAGUGAAGAUUUGGGUUUAAGGUUUGAUUCCUACUUGGGGCAUUUUUUAUACAUUUUUAAAUUCUUUAUGAGCUCUUUUAUGUAUAAAGAGAGAUAUUGGACUGAAUUUGUUUUAUACUAGGUAGGCAUAUAGGUUAAAGGCUGAAUCUUCUCCAGACAUGCAUGGAGUUAAAAGCUGAAUUUUGUACAUAUACAGACAGAGAGUUAAAGAACUUUUUUUACAGUUGUACAUUUUUUAAAAUUAUAUAAUAUUAUGUCGGGAAUCAAUUUUUGAUGUACCAGUAAUAGGGAAUGUUGACUGCCAUCAAAACAAACAGUAUGUUAAAGAUGUCUGUAUAUUGAGUGAUGCUUCCAGUAUGCAUGGCAGAGGUCACUUUUGGGAUGACUUGAUAUAAAUCCCUUCAACGACAUGAUCACUUACAAUCACAAAAUUUUGUUUUAUUUACAAGUUUGCUCAAAAGCGAGUUUUUACUCAGAUAUAUGUUUGCCACUGUUUUGUGGUGUGUAGCCUAUGAUACGUUAUUAACCUGCAACUAAAUAUUAUGGUUGAAAUAAGAGGUCAAAGUUCAAAUUGUACCUCAUCCAUCGUCUGUCCAUCCUUACACUAUUGUUGUUAGCACUCUUUCCAGAGAAGCGCUGGAUGGAUCAUUCUCAAAUUUCAUAUGUGGGUUCCUCCUGGUCCCUAGUUAUGUAUUGUCUAUUUUUAUAACAGUUUAGAAAAUUUGAUUGAAUAGUAGGCAGCCAUCUUGUAAUUUGAAAGUUUUAGAUUGUUGUUGCUAUUUCUGGAGAAGUACUAUGCUGUGUAAAACUACUAGAAACAAAUUGUAAAUCCUGAGUAAACAGGAAGGAAACAUCAAUUUCUUCAAACCAUUGUAUCAUAACUUUUUAAAACAAAUUGUAUAAUUAUAAUGAUGAAUGAAUGUGCUUAUUUUUUUUAUCAAAGAGCUGGUAAUUAUAUAACAUUACAACAUUGGUGCCAAAUUCAUUACAUUUAGUUAACAAGUCACGAACAUACCACCAAUUACUGUAGUUCAAUUGUCAAUGAUUCUUACAUCAUCCAGAGAUCACAUAUAAUUUGUUUUUUUUUUAUAAUGAUUACUGCUGCCUUUGAAUAUAAACCAUCUCAUAGUGGGUAUUGUUCAAUGUGACUGCCAAAAACAUGAUAUUGUUUUGUUUACCCUCAUCUCUCAUCUUGUGUUAGUUCCUUAUUGUAUUAAUGAUAUAUUUUG
Molecule: messenger RNA, 4690 nt
Organism: Ylistrum balloti
Lineage: Eukaryota; Metazoa; Mollusca; Bivalvia; Pectinida; Pectinidae
Exons: 4
Coding region: 1-3378 (1125 amino acids)
Molecular function (GO): protein binding
Source: RefSeq, a predicted model, not a curated record